AUGCAAUUGGCGAUACAACUCACUGUGAACAAGCUCAAAUGUCCAGAAGACGGUUAUGGGUUCUAUAUCCCAGAAUUAGAUUCGACAAAAUUAUUACAUUUUUUUACAUAUAUAUCAACGAACGAUAAAUCAGCUCAAUAUAAAAUGGAGAACUUAAAACCAUUUAUGGCUGCUUAUGGAUGUGGCUUAUGUUACACUCCGGGACUUCUAUUCAAGUGUAACCAAGCGCCGAAAAACAGAGUUGUUACAGCACAAAAGAAGAAGGAGUCCGAGAAGACAAAGAAAAAAACUGUUGCAUUGCGCGUUUAUCCAUUCGAUAGUGCUGCAGAUUUACGUUCAAAUGUAUCACACGAUUAUCACAUUAAAAAAAUGUCAGAUGAAACUCUUUCCGAUUCUCAUGGUCAUUUAGGAUUUUCUGAAUUUAGAAAUUUAAAAGAAUUUGAUAUUGCACAGUCAUUUUUAAUCGACGAUCUACAUGCCGUGUACGAAGACGUGAUGAGAGGAGUUGUGAUAACGCCAACAACAGUGAGAAAACAUUAUUUCCAUGGUCAACACAUGCGUGAUUUUGGUUGUCAUCUUCAAAAUAAAUCACAGCGAUUUAUAGAAAAUUACACGAAACAAAUACAAUCUAACACGGAAAAAAUAUUGAAAAAGAAAAAAGAUUCAUCGUUUGAAGAACAACUCCCAGUUUUUGACGGCGAAGAAAUUAUGUGGCUUGAAGAUGGUGAGGUAUGGUUUUACCUUGAAAUAAAACAACAACGUCAACAAUUUAUUCGAUCAAAACCGUCUCAUUCACAUGAUUCCGCAAGGCAUAAGCGAAUGAUGACAGCUGGUAGCGAACAACACGAAAUAACACAAUUAACAAUAACUAAUCAUAACCAUGAGGAAAAUCAACGCGAAUUGGAACAUAAAUUAUUGAAUUACAAGCCAAAUUUAAAAUCUUCACUGGGCGGUAGUUAG
Molecule: messenger RNA, 960 nt
Organism: Didymodactylos carnosus
Lineage: Eukaryota; Metazoa; Rotifera; Eurotatoria; Philodinida; Philodinidae
Source: the annotation of a GenBank genome assembly